Molecule: messenger RNA, 2662 nt
Organism: Tympanuchus pallidicinctus (lesser prairie-chicken)
Lineage: Eukaryota; Metazoa; Chordata; Aves; Galliformes; Phasianidae
Product: translation initiation factor IF-2-like
Exons: 3
Coding region: 1-543 (180 amino acids)
Source: RefSeq, a predicted model, not a curated record
AUGGCAAAUGAGUUCAACAAGCAGAACUUAUUUUCAGGCACCCGAAAGCUCAGCACUGAGGAAGAAACUCUAGCUCAGCUAUUCCCAGGUGCCAGUGCUUCAGCAAGACGCCGCUCCCGGAGCGCAGCUCCGUGCGGCUGCCGUUGGCCGCGCCCCGCCCACGUGGCCUCGGCACGGGACGGGGGGCGGCCGUUGGGCUGGCGGGGGGCGGGCGCGCGGCACUCCGCUGCCCGGCGGGGUAACGGGACCCGGGGCUGGGGCGCGAGGGAGGUCGGCGAAGAGAGGGACGGGGCGAGCGGCGCGCAGGCGUCGCACCGUUCCGGGCAGCUACAGCCGCGGAACGUUCUGGAAACGGCGGCGGUGUGGCCGGUACCGGGCGGGGACGGGGUAAACGGACGGAGCACAAGCACGGCCGCGGGACGAGGAGCCGCCCCGGACCGGCGGCCGCCUCCUCCCGCCCCAGCGGCUCGGCCGCUCCUUCUCCAGGGAGGGGUUUUCCGGCGGCGAUGGCGCAGAGUUUAUUGUACUGGUCAUGUUUUGUAACACAGCUGCCAUCCUUUCCUCUCUGAUGCAAGCAAUGCAUCAUGUGCUGUCAGCUGACCAGAAGCAGGUAAGCAGAUGCCAGUGACCAUGCAAUAAAAGGGAGCUGCAUUUACCUCAUGUUCUUUUAUGUUUGGUUGAUUACAGAGGUCAUUGCUUGAGGUGCAGGCAGGCUGACGUGCAGGCAAGCUACAGACUGUCAGCCCGAAUGGAGUAUUUCCCAAGGCAGUAAGUAUUUCCCAAGACAGAGUGUUUGUUCUUCUCACAGUACUAUAUAAGGCACGGCAUGAUUCAUCCUCCAGCAAUGACAGGCUGCAGGUGUAGUGCAUGCUGUAAUACUGCAUGCUCCUUGUACAGGUAUCGUGCAGUUCCAAGAGCUCCAUUUAAGUUGGUGGGUAUUCACAGGGAAGAAUCUUGGAAUAGCUACCUUUACAUUUGUUUCUUCUCCUUGGCUCCAGAGACCCUCCUUUCCACAUAGCACAGCUGCAAAACUCCUUUGUAGCUGAACUGUGUUGACUUGUGCAGUACUUCCCUUGAUCUGCCUUCCCAAGCCAAACAUCUUCUAUCAUCAGCUGUGAAAACUACUGGGCCGAAUCAAGAUAAGCAUGUACAGCAACUGGUCAAACUGUCGUGGCUGUAACUGAAAGACUGCAAAUCUCAAACUGAAGUACUAAAAUCUGAAGAUAGGAAUCUUUUGCAAAUUCUUAGAACAGUGUCAUGCUGCUGAAUGCACGUGUGCUGGCCUCUAGCAGAUAACCAGCAAAUCAGCUCAUAAGCCCACUUUAAUUUACUCUACAGACGGAACUGAAUUUCAUUGCUUCUUCCUAUUUGACAGGAUAGUUCCAGGUAUCAUUUUUCAGUUAUGGAGGUCACAGAAAUCCUUUCCAUUAUCCAGUGUCAACUAGUGGAGUUUCCUAUUACUCCUAACUUUAUUCCAUCUUUACCAAAGGAAAAAAACUACCACCCACUCUCUGCCCAAUGGAUUCUUUCUGUGUCUUCUGCUUCCAUAUUAGAAAACUCCAGUUUUCUUUCCCAAGACUCAACCUAUUUUUCUUAAAACUUUCUUUGCUCUAAGUUGUCUUUUUUUCCCCACCACAGUUAAAGUGCUUUUACUUGUACAGAAUGAGUACAGCAUGUAAAUUCUUUCAUCUUUCCUUCAGUAAUAGGUUCUGUUACUGCAGCUUUACCAGCUUAAGGAACACAUACUGGCUUUUGCUGUAGUUAACUCAUUUUUCAUUUAAGUCACCAGCCAUGACUUUUACAAUUCAAGGUACUGAACAGUAGAAUUGAAACUGCAGAGCUGUUUUAUUUAUUUGGCAUUUUAGUGUCAGCUGCCUGGAAUUAUUAUCAGUAAUCUACUAUUUAGGGUUGAGAAUAGUGGAAACUGUCUCUAUAGUAUUUGUAUAAUCUAAAAUCCUUAAUACUACUAGCAAAAGUAAAAAAUGUACCUAGAGCUAUUCAAAGAUAUUGAAGAGGAUAUGGAAAUAUUAAUUAUUGCACUAUUCUAGAGCUCUUCUGCAACAAUCAUUUUUAAAAUCCUCACAUUCCUGCAUAAAUUAUUGUGAAAUUCACUAAGUAUAUUCUGUGAUUGGAUUUAUUGUUAGUGUAAGAUUCUAAUUCUAAUAAUUUUGUAGCUAGUAAGCAAUUACACAUAACCAGUAUUGCAGUAGCAUGUAUAUUUCUAGUUGAGAUACUUGAAAUUUUUAAAUGCUUAAAUUUCAUCAAAACCUGAACUUGAGAUGGUGACAGAGUAGUAGUUACUUGCUUUAUUCCUCUUCAAAUUAUUUCAGUUCUAUAGCUGCCCCUACACUAUUCAAUUUGAGCAGUGGUGUAUUGGGUUUGCAUCUGGCAAUAAAGAAGUUAUUCUUUUUCAGGCAAAUGAUUUGCAGAUCAGUCUUUUUUUUUUUUUAAUUGCCUUUAGCAUUUUUUAAUCAGGAGAAAUACUUCAAUUUCACACUUCUAUAUUGGUUCUUAAAAAUAGCUUGCCAAAUUUGGAAUUUGGCCAGCUUUAUUACUUUUUCCAUAGUAACUUAAAAGUAGUUACAAGAAUUUUUAGUGGUAAAUCAAAAGAUGACUGAUGCAUCACUGAUCACAAAUGGACUCAUUCAGCAAGUCACUUUGC